AUGUUGCCGUAUAUGCUUACUAGUAUCAUUUGCCAAUCAAUCUUGUCAAAUGUAUUUUCUCAAGAAUAUAUCUGUCCAGAUAAUAUGAUGUAUUUGGAUCUAAAACCAUGUAAUCCAAAUGAACGAAAUCAAUGUCCAAAAAAUUUUGCUUGUCGACGUAGUCGUUUAUCUAGAUCUGGUAUUAUAACCAAUGAAAUAAUUCAUCUGUGUUGUGAUGCUAAUAAUAUGACAAUUGGAAAUUGGUUUGAAGAGUUGGAACUUUCACCUCAGAUAUUCCCACAAUUUCCAGCCUUCAGUCUUGAUUAUGUAAAUAUAAGUAAUUUUGAUUUGGAGCAUCCAGCACCAGUUGUUCAUUUGGGUGAUGAAAUACAAGUGCUCAAUUAUCCUAAUUAUUUAACUGCUAAUAUACAAGCAUUUCAAUUUCAAUCAGCAAUUCCAACUUCUGGUGGAUAUCUUCAUGUUAUCUCAUUAAUUGAUGUUACUGCAAGACCAAUUGCAUUACUUAUUGACUAUGACAUACCAUCAACAGGUUCUGCUUCAGUAAAUAUUGAAAAUAUCAGUGAUUCGAAACAUCGCUUCCUUGGUUAUAUUAGUAAUGGGACUGUACCUUUGCAAGAUACAUAUCGGCAACAAUACGUUGUAAUUGUUUACAAGACGGAAACACCUUUAAGUGAUCAAGCGAAUGUUACAGCUGAUGUAAUACAUUUUAUUGAUCAAAUCUCAUAUUUUAUUAGUAAUUCAGCAACUGGUCAUGCUCUUGGUAAACCUAUUGCUGGAUUAUUCUUUUAUAUUACAUCAAAACGAACGUUAUUUCCAAUACAACCUAAAAUUCAACCAAUGCCACCAUAUCAUUCCCAAUCACCAACCAAAUAUAAUGAAAAUUUUAUUCUUUCAUGGUUUAUUUUUGAGAUUAUUUUGAUAAUUUUUCAUCUGCCCAUUUGA
Molecule: messenger RNA, 942 nt
Organism: Brugia malayi
Lineage: Eukaryota; Metazoa; Nematoda; Chromadorea; Rhabditida; Onchocercidae
Exons: 7
Coding region: 1-942 (313 amino acids)
Source: RefSeq, a predicted model, not a curated record